CGUGCUUUCUGUCAUUACCUGUUGCUAUGGUGUAAGAACUGCUGACUCACGCAUUAAGUCAUGGGUAAUAACCUAUUGAUAACGGCAUUAUAGCAAGUAAAUUUAAAAAAAAAAGGAGUGUCACAGGAGUCAGAACUGUGUCUUACCUGUUCCUCGUUGCCAUACCAAGCUGUGUCGCAAACCACACAGUCGACCGACCAUGAAUGUCCGCACAGAGCAAACUUUUCUUUUUCUAGCGUCUGUUUUACUUCUUUGUAUUGCUACAGACCCGCAUGGACAUGCACCUGAUGUCCACACAAAGCUUGGGAGCCUGAGAGGUGAGUAUGUGAGUGUAAAGGGGAAAGACAUUGGAGUCCAUGCCUACCUGGGUGUCCCAUUUGCUAAGCCGCCUGUAGGCCCUGCUCUGAGACUGGCUGCACCUCAACCUGUAGAGGGAUGGGAAGGAGUGAGAAACGCCACCCAGCAGCCGCCCAUGUGUAUUCAAAAUAGGCAGUAUCUCAUAGAUCUGCUUGAUAAACUCAGUGGCAUGUCGGUAGUUGUUCCAGAUAUUUCAGAAGAUUGUCUUUACCUCAACAUUUACACUCCUGCAACCAGAGCUCAUGAUGCCAAACUCCCAGUUAUGGUUUGGAUCCAUGGUGGUGGAUUUGGUAUUGGGUCAGCUUCAAUGUCUGAUGGCUCAGCCUUGGCUGCUUACCAGGACGUGGUUGUAGUUCUAAUCCAGUACCGCUUGGGACUUCUGGGCUUUCUCAGCACAGGAGAUGAACACAUAUCAGGGAACUUUGGUCUUCUGGACCAGGUACAAGCAUUGAGGUGGAUCCAGGAGCACAUUCACAACUUUGGAGGAGACCCAACUUCAGUCACUGUAUUUGGGGAGUCUGCAGGUGGAGUGAGCGUGUCCCUCCUGGUGAGGAUCAAUCUGCUGAUGAAGUAUUGCAAUUAUUUCACUGCAAAGUUGCCACUGUCCACAGAGCCAUUCAUAUGUUGCUUGAAUCAACAGCUUCUCUCACCAAUGUCUGAUGGCCUGCUCCACCAAGCCAUUGCAGAGAGUGGCACUGCUAUAAUGGAUGUGAUCAUGAUAAAUGAUCCUCUACCAACAACGCAGUUCGUGGCAAAUGCAUCUGGAUGUAGCAUCGAAAGCACACAGAAGAUCGCUGAUUGUAUGAGAAACCUCAAUAUUGAUACUAUUGUGACCAUUGGGCAAGAUGCAAAACUACGAUUUAGUGUAACUGUUGAUGGACACUUUCUGACAAGACCCGUGGCUGAGCUGUUCCAAAAACAUGAACUUCUUACUGUACCGUUCAUGACUGGUAUUAACAAUGAUGAAGGGGGCUGGACAUUAGCCGAUGCCUUUGCCCCCCCAAACUGGACAGAGGGAAUGGAUCGGGAGCAGGUUGUGAACAUACUGUCCUUCUUCUUCCCUGAUCCCAAAGAUGCAGUCAUCAGAGAUCUGAUGGUAGAUGAAUAUACUGGAACUGGUGAAGAUCGUGUGAAAAAUAGAGAUGGCUAUACUGAGAUGAUUGGAGACAUCAUGUUCACCAUUCCCGCCAUUAAGACUGCAAAUGUUCACAGAGAUGCAGGCGCCUCCGUGUACCUGUAUGAGUACCAGCAUCCUCCCAAAUUCUUGCAGGCAAAAAGGCCAAGCUUUGUUGGGAGUGACCAUGCAGAUGAAAUCUUUACAGUAUUCGGAUUCUGUUUCACUACCACUCAUGUCAAAUUAGCAGAUGCAUGCCCAGAAGAGGAGGAAGAGUUGAGCAGAACCGUGAUGAGCUACUGGGGCAACUUUGCUCGCACAGGGUCUCCUAAUGGGCACGGCCUUGUCCACUGGCCAAAGUAUGGAGUAGAUGAAGAAUACCUGGCAAUUGAUGUAAAGGAGCAGGUAGUUGGUCAGCACCUGAAGAGGGAUCGCUUUAUCUUCAUGACUCAGACCCUCCCAGAGAAGAUCCAACAGCAUGAAGAGAAGAUGGAUCACAACGAGCUGUAGAGCAUUCACCUCUCAUCUUUCUCUGUUCCAUCAACAUUUUUUUCAUUCCUACAUUAAAGAAUAAGUUCACAUUUAUUCUAAUCUAUGUUAAAACAAGAGUCAGGUGCCUACAUGAACCUUGAAACAUGUUUGACCUAAUUUACGUAACGGUUCUUCCUGUUUAUACUGACCAUGAGAAGAUCAGUUUCUAACAUGAUUUUAAUGUAAGUUAUGGGGGACCAACAGCACUCUACUUCUUCUGUGCUAAAUUGUAUUUAGAAGUGUAAUUAGUAGCUAAUACGAGGCUUUAGCCCUUCAAAUUAGUCAAAUCAAGUGGAUAUCAUCCAAAAUUACAGGUCAUUUUUUAGCACUAAUUUCAAAGUUUUUGAUGCAGUCCUUCCACUGCAACUCAGCAAGGAAAUGCUGUCCAGGGAAAUAAAAAUAAAAAGGAUAUCAAAAAAGAUUGUGGAAAUAUCCACCUGAUUUUUGUAAUCUGUAUAGGAAUGAAGACUGUGAAUUUUGGCUUCCAUCACUUACAUUGACAGCGUUUUAGGAUGCAAUCCUCAAAUGAUCCGUAUGAGCAGGAGGAAUGACUACAGCAAGUCAAAACUCUUCUUCAUCUGACUAUUGUUUUACGAUGGACUAAAACAUUGUGAACCUGUCCUUUAAUGGCAAACUCCAAGAGAGACCAUUUUGGACUUUCUCCAAUAUACAAACUGCAAAUUACACAGAGACAUAGGCUAGCUUGGCAAGUGUUCAGGUUUAAACAAGCUGGUAGAUUUGCAUACCAGUCACAGCUUUUCACGUUGACAACAAUGCAGUAGGUUUACUUUAAAGUUUGUAUAAAUUAAGAAUAAAUGUGUGUUCUGAGUUUGACAUACCACAGAAAAGUGUGUUGUUAACCACCCUGCCAAAUUUGAAUGAUUAAAAAAAAUUCCAAAAAUAUGAAAUCAGCCUCUUUCUCUGCUCCCAAAUGCUGUGAGCCUGCCCACCAAGUUCGCUGAAACCCCGCCCCCUAGCAAGUGUCACCUGUCAAUCAGAGUCACCACCUCUACCAGAAACAUGGAUGCUAGGUCUGAGAACUUUCUGCUGUUAACCCAGGUGCUAGCUAACUGGCUAACUGUAGACUGUAGUAGUAGUAGUGUGCGCUGAAUGUAUUAAUACGUCUACAGCAGUGAUGAACAGUGAUGCAACUGCUUAGCUCAGGAAAAAGUGAAUGAACUACAUAGUAAUUACAAAUAGUUUUUUUUUAUGGAACUCAGAAAAGUGAUUUGUAAUUUCCACCUUUUUAACAAAUUAGAAAUUUGUGUCAUCCUUGUGUUGAAAUAGUUUCCAAAUGAUUUAAUUUGAAUACAAAAUAUCAAUGUGUCCUACAUUAUUGUUGUCAUCAAAGCCUGAGACCUCGGGUUAAUUUUUUAUGUCUAAUUUGUUGGGUCUCUUUAAAAUUAAAACCUGAAGAGUACGGUUUAGAACCUGCUCUAUGUGUAAAGUGCCUUGAGAUGACUUUGUUGUGAUUUGGCGCUAUACAAAUAAAGAUUGAUUGAUUGAU
Messenger RNA from Scomber japonicus (chub mackerel), 3509 nucleotides. RefSeq names its product fatty acyl-CoA hydrolase precursor, medium chain-like. The record is from RefSeq and is a predicted model, not a curated record. Bases 200 to 1981 code for a protein of 593 amino acids. NCBI's taxonomy places the organism in Eukaryota, Metazoa, Chordata, Actinopteri, Scombriformes, Scombridae. The transcript is spliced from 12 exons.